AUGAGUGGACAGAACGACGACGAUAAGGACAUCCAGAAGGCCUUGCCGCUGGAUUUGGCUAGAAGUCAAAUAACCGCUGGAAAGGGGCCUCUAGUGAUGACUGGCCAGUCUCUGAGGGGCAUGAGGGUUCUGCAAGGGGCGCUAACAACCAGUACGAACACUUCAGUGGGGGGACAGACGAUAAUAACUACAAACAUUGUGCCACAAGCCGUGCUAAAACAAGACUCUGGUAGGGCCCAGCUGGGCAUUAUAACGAGCACCCAGGGUUCAAAUCAGCAAGGAAAUCUGACAAUCCAGCAAAGACCCGCACAGAUAACUUUAUCGGCGCCUUUGGUAAACCAAACUGGGGCUUCAUAUCACGUUCCGAGAGGCCCAGCUGUGGUAGCAAGCCUAGCUACCAACCGUAGCAAUGUAACGACAGGUCAUGGGUUUGUGAGACCCCCCAGAACGCCCAGUCCGGCCCAGGCUACCGCUUGGUUGACCACAAGCUCUUCAAACGGCGGUCAAAUCAAGGGGGCUACAACGGUGCUAAGUUCGCCCGUUAGAGGCGCCACCGUCACGGGGAAGCCCCAGAUCGUGGGUAGGGCGCAAAGUGGGGCUGUUUCCACAAUUAGGCCCGGGACUAUAUUGCAAAAUGCUAUAAUAGCUCAACCAACUCAGAUUCACCCUUACAAGCCCGGGGCAAGCACUAUUCAGACUAUAGGGAGUUCUGUGACCAUAGCGCAAGUGCUGCCCUCUAGAACUCAGGCUGUAGUUUACAGUGCCAAUACAGGAUCACAAUUUCCUUCUACUAGGUUAACUGUGGCCAGUAAUUUACCCAACCAAAGGCAAAAUCAAGGUGUCAGACCCAUUGGGCAGGUGGCUACGGCGCGUCUGACGGUCCCCGUGAACGUGGCAACGUCGGGCGCGAGGUUGGUGGCCCCGCAAACGGUGCUAACUUCGGGCGCGAGGAUAUCUGCGGUGCAGUCGCCGCAGCAGCAGCAGCAGGGCGCGCGCAUCGUGUGUACGCAGCCUAGCGCGCCAUUGGGCAGGCUGACGGUGGCCACGCCCACCGUCGUCUCCGCCAAUAACGUACUAGGCACGAGGAUCAGCGCGCUGAAUCUGUCGAACAUCUCGAGUCUGGUCGCCGUUGCCAAUUCUCCGCAGCAACGCGGGUUGCAGACGCAAGGCCCCAAGGUCAUCACGCAGCCAACUCAAGCUAUUCAUUUGACUUCUCUUCAGUCUCCACUAAAAACUACCACACAAAAUGUAGUUUCCACUUCUACAAGAACAAUAAGUGUUCCAGCCGCCAUAGUAACUCAAAGACAGACAACCGUAGUGCCAUCUCAAGCCAUAUCGAUUGCCAAAGUUUUUCCAUCGGGUGACAAUCAAGUUUCAGGAACCCCCGCAAAUGUUUUUAUACACGCGCCUGUGCAGACUACGCCCAAAAGAAUGUCGCCGAAUCCCAGCGCGGUGCACAACCAACAGCACCAACAGGUGUCCCAGGGAGGGGGCAACGCGACUCUGGCGCCGACCACCACCGUCGCCACGGCCUACUCUCUACCGACCGGUACGUAUUUCUACGACGCGGCAGGAACGGUGGCGCGAUCUUUCGCCCAGCAGCAGCAGCCGCACGCUGCGCCGCACCAGCUGCAGCAGCAGGCGACGCCGUUCGCGCAGCUGUCGCAGAGCGGGCAGCUGCAGCAGCAGAUCAGACCCGCCGCGCACGCGCACGGUACGACAGUCAUCUAGCUUCCAACAAAUCCCUGCUGUACAACCAGGUGAUGAUGCUGGACCAGCAACAGCACAGAUCCCAGCAACCGUACGGCCAAGGCCAGCUGCUGGACCAGCAAGAGCAGCAGCCCCUCCCCUCGAAACCGACCUCCUCCCCCCGGCCCAGCAUUCUGCGCAAGCGCGACCACGACGGCUCGCCCCUCAAAGCGUCGAAAAAUCUCACCCCCCUCCUCACGAGCCUGCCCCCCUCGCAGAGCCCCGCCCCCGCGUCCCCCCCUUCGAGGCCACACUUCCGGCGGAAGUACCACCAUUUCCGCCACGUCGAGUCCCGGCCUGGGGGAGGUAAACGAGGACAGCAUGCCGCACGCCCCCGUCAAGGACGAGGAGGACGUCAAACCUCCGACGGAGAUGAGUCCCAGGAAGAAACCCAGAAAGCAACAGCUAACCGGCAGCAACGACCUAAACGAGCACAACGACGACAUGCAGUUCAUAUCGGACCACGUGAAAAAAGAGGAGGACUCUGAGAACGGCCAGUCGGACGCCGAGCCGCGAGAUGGCGCUCCGGAGGCCGGUGGACGCGUGGCAACGGUGCGCAAACCGGCCACGGCCAGCUUGCUAAACGGCUACCGGCAAAACUGGAAGGCCACGCACAACCACUACCUGAGGUACUCCGACGUGCGGCCGAAAGAGGAGCGCAAGCCGUCCAUCAUGGAUCUGGCGAAUCAGUGCCGGGUUCAGGAGAAGGUGAACGGUUGGAAAAUCCAUCACCUGACGACGCAAAUGGAGGAUUUGGCCGACCAAGAGCACCAAGUGUACAAUCAACUCACCGAUCUGUUAAAAUGCACGGAGUUGGAGGAAACCAACAAAAACGACAGGGAUAUAAACAGAAUCAAUGAGUUAAUAAAGGGCAAUAUGCAAAGGAUAAAAAUCAUAAACGACGGCAUGAUAGACGCGAAAACGCAAAUAAUGAAGAUUUUCGACCACAAAGUGCACGUCACUGACAUAAUCAACCGAUGCGCGAGCAAGAGGAACUUCAAGAAGCGCGACAAGUCCACGUAA
Brassicogethes aeneus is the source of this 2772-nucleotide messenger RNA. NCBI's taxonomy places the organism in Eukaryota, Metazoa, Arthropoda, Insecta, Coleoptera, Nitidulidae. The record is from the annotation of a GenBank genome assembly.